AUGGUUGGGAAAAAGAUGUCCUCGAGUCGCAAGCAUCAUCUAAAGAGCUUGAUGCUCUCCAUUGCUAAAGGUUUACUGGAGGUAGAAGCAAAGGAGAGAGAGGAAGAGAGGGAAAGUUGCAUGGCAGAGCUGUGUCCUCCUCUGUCUUUGCCAAGUGGUGUGCAAGCUCUUCAGGAGCUGUGCAAAGAACUUCACCAUAAGAUCGACAGGAUUGAUGAGGAUAGAUAUGAUCUGGAAAGCAAAGUUAACAAAAGCGGAAAGGAGAUUGAGGAUUUAAAAAUUAAAGUUCAGGAUCUGAAGGGCAAAUUUAAGAAGCCGGCUUUGAGAAAAGUGCGAAUGUCUGCUGAUCAGAUGCUGCAGGCUCUGCUGGGCUCCAAACACAAGGUGUCUCUGGAUCUGAGAGCCAACCUGAAACAAGUCAAGAAGGAGGUGAAAGAAGAGGAUAAAGAACUGCGUGAUGUUGGUGACUGGCGCAAAAAUAUUGAAGACAAGUCUGGCAUGGAUGGCAGGAAGAAGAUGUUUGAGUCUGAGGCUUAA
Messenger RNA from Trichomycterus rosablanca, 537 nucleotides. Its product is annotated as troponin I, fast skeletal muscle-like. The transcript is spliced from 6 exons. The record is from RefSeq and is a predicted model, not a curated record. Bases 1 to 537 code for a protein of 178 amino acids. Gene Ontology annotation, cellular component: troponin complex. Gene Ontology annotation, biological process: skeletal muscle contraction; cardiac muscle contraction. NCBI's taxonomy places the organism in Eukaryota, Metazoa, Chordata, Actinopteri, Siluriformes, Trichomycteridae.